AAAGGAUAACCAACGCUACUACCAUGACAAAAGAAACAAUAAAAACACCGUAUAAAUCUCCGUAGCAACAAUAACAACAACAACUACAGGGGGAGGGGGGAAAAAAAUACCACUCCACUCUUGUGCGAGACUCGAAUUUCACCCGCAUUUACAUAUACAUCCCACCUAUUUAAUGCUAAGUAUGCGUAGGAAUCAGGCUCCAGUGGAGUGGGAUUAUGGUGGGAGAGCUGCUGCUUCUUCAGAGCUGCUGGCGGUCACUGGGUUUCGCGGUGCGCAUGGUUCUCUGAGGGAGGAAGAAACACUGCCAGCGACAGCUCCGUCCUCUGCCUCUUCAGUCACCACUUUUCUCGCGUCCUCCUCCUCCUCCUCCUCCUCUUAGCCCCCCUCUUUGCACUUGCUGGUCAUGGAGGUAGUGGGGGAUUUCGAGUACAACAGGAAAGACCUCAUAGGACACGGAGCCUUUGCUGUGGUCUUUAAAGGCCGCCACAGGAAGAAACCAGAUUGGGAAGUAGCUGUGAAAUGCAUAAACAAGAAAAAUCUGUCAAAAUCGCAAAUCCUGCUUGGGAAAGAAAUCAAGAUAUUAAAGGAGCUUCAACAUGAGAACAUUGUAGCACUUUAUGAUGUUCAGGAGACUCCAAAUUCUGUCCACUUAGUGAUGGAGUACUGCAAUGGAGGUGACCUAGCAGAUUAUCUGCAAGCCAAAGGGACCCUUAGUGAAGACACCAUUAGAGUCUUUCUCCAGCAGAUCGCAGCUGCCAUGCGAAUCCUUCACAACAAAGGAAUAAUUCAUCGGGAUUUGAAACCACAGAAUAUUCUACUGUCUUAUGUCAGCCGUAAAAAAUCUAAUAUGAAUGGCAUACGUGUCAAAAUAGCUGACUUUGGAUUUGCCCGGUAUUUACAGAGUAAUAUGAUGGCUGCCACUCUUUGUGGGUCCCCCAUGUACAUGGCACCUGAGGUCAUCAUGUCGCAACAUUAUGAUGCCAAGGCAGACCUCUGGAGUAUAGGCACUGUAAUAUUUCAGUGUCUUGUUGGCAAGCCUCCUUUCCAGGCUAACAGUCCACAAGAUUUAAGGCUCUUCUAUGAGAAAAACAAGACUUUAGUGCCUAACAUCCCAAGUGAAACUUCUAGUCACCUGGGUGGCCUAUUGCUUGGUUUGCUUCAGAGAAACCAGAAGGACAGAAUGGAUUUUGAAACAUUCUUUAACCAUCCUUUCAUGGAUCAAACAUUGUCAGUCAAAAAAUCAUGCCCUGUGCCUGUACCCACGUGCCCUGGUUCCGUUUCUGGUAGCUCUUGUGGCAGCUCUCCAUCUUGUCAUUUUGCCUCUCCUCCUUCAUUACCAGAUAUGCAACGCAUACAGGAGGACACUCUGUCUUCCCCGCCUUUGGGUCCACCUAACUAUCUGCAGGUUUCCAAAGACUCUGCCAGCAGUGGCAGUAAGAACUCUUCAUGUGACACAGAUGACUUUGUUCUAGUUCCACAUAGCAUCUCUUCAGAUCAGUCAUAUGACAUGCCAUUGGGGACGGUUGGCAGACGAGCUUCCAAUGAAUUUUUGAUGUGUGGAGGGCAGUGUCCACCUCCAGUGUCCCCUCGUACUGAGUCGGCUCCGAUUCCCGUCCCUACGCAGAUUCGAAACUACCAGCGGAUUGAGCAGAACCUACACGUCACGUCCAGCCAUAACACAAAUCCCUAUGGGUCACCCAGAUCUGGAAUGGUGAAGAGGUCGAACACAAGCCCAGUAGGUUUUAUGAAGCCAACAUCUGGGUCACCAGUUGCAGCAGAUGCACCACAAAAUCCAGGCCGCAGACUCUCCACUGGAUCCUCCCGGCCUUAUUCUCCUUCACCUCUGGUUGGGACUAUCCCUGAACAACUUAGUCAUUGCUGUUGUGGUUUACCUCAGGGACACGAAUCAAGGUCCAGGACCCCAUCCGGUUCACCUUCUCCUCAGUCUCACUUAUUGGGUGCGAGACUCCAGAGUGCCCCAACCCUUACUGACAUCUACCAGGGCAAACAGAAACUACGUAAGCAGCAUUCGGACCCCGUCUGUCCUCCAUCAGCAGGGUACGGAUGUAGCCAUUCUCCACAGCCUAGCAGACCAGUCAGCCUUGGUACUUCCCCGACAAAGCACAUGGGAACAUCUCCACGGAGUUCAGAUUGGCUGCAUAAAACUCCAUUGCCCACCAUCAUUGGAUCGCCAACAAAGACCGCUGCUCCUCUCAAGCUGCCUAAAACUCAAGCAUCUUCUAAUCUGCUUGCCUUGGCUGCGCAGCAAGGAUUAACUGAGAGUCCACCAAUGCAGUCCAAAGCCAUGCUGGAAGCUAGGGAAUUCUGCACCUAUCAUUAUCCACACGCAAGUGCUAAGUGUACAACUUCUGAGGAGAAUAAAACGACUUUUGGCAGAUCUGUAAGUACAGGAAAGCUAUCAGAUCAGGUGAUAAAGACCACAUUUGGAGGGCAGACCUAUCAAGGCAGCACAGAUAGUCUCAAUACUGAACGUCCGAUGGACACAGCUCCAGCAGGUGCUUCUGGUUUGACAAUGGGUUCCCCUGCCAUGGUGAUAGGAGUGAGCCCAAGGACUGUGGUGUUCACUGUAGGUUCACCACCAAGUAGUGUCACCCCUCCCCAUAGCAGUCACAUGGUCACCAGAACAAGGACAAUGUCAGUUGGCUCAAACAGUCCGCUUGGAUCUCUCUGUUCUAAUAGUGGACGGAUUUGCAUGGGCUCUCCGCCAGGUGCUUACAUGGGCACUUCACCUCCUGGUGCAGAAGGUCCUUCAAGUUUGAAGUACAUGACGUUUGGUACCUCGCCUCCCAGUUUAGAAGGAUUUAUCACAUUUGAAGCUCCUGAACUGCCGGAAGAGACUUUAAUGGAGAGAGAGCAUACGGAUACCUUGCGUCACCUGAAUACAAUGCUGACAUUCGCAGAAUGCAUUAUGGACAUUGCAGUGAUGAAAGGAGGUAGUUUGGACCUGGGGACCUCUGCUGCCUCUCUUUAUCAAAUCCAGGAGAGUGUAGUGGUUGACCAGAUCAGUCGUCUCAGCAAGGAGUGGGGACAAGUGGAACAGCUUGUGCUAUACAUGAAAGGAGCACAGCUCUUAGCAUCUUCUUUGCACCUUGCAAAAGACCAGGUUAAGUCAGGCAAGCUGAACCCAUCCACAGCAGUUAAGCAAGUCGUUAAAAAUUUGAAUGAUCGCUACAAGUGUUGCAUCUCGUUUUGCAAGAAACUAACUGACAAACUGAAUCGUUUCUUCUCCGAUAAGCAGAGAUUUGUGGAUGAAAUCAACAGUGUUACUGCAGAGAAACUGAUCUACAGCUAUGCCGUGGAAAUGGUGCAGUCAGCUGCACUCGAUGAAAUGUUCCAGCAAACAGAGGAUAUCACAUACCGGUACCACAAAGCAGCAUUAUUGCUGGAAGGCUUGACGAAGACUCUGCAAGAUCCUGCUGAUAUUGACAAUAUCCACAAAUACAAGACCAGCAUUGAACGCAGACUCUCUGCACUGUGUCAUGGUACGGUGGCUCUGUACGAAAACUAGCCUUCUGAAAUGGACCACUUGCAGCAGAGCAGGGACCACCACCUUUCCUGGAUCAAGUCCUUGAGUCUUGGAGUUGCCUUUUUCCUUCUUUUUGUUUUUAUUUGUUUUCUCUCCUUAUUUUGGGAAAACUGUUCACACUGGGGUUAUUUUUUUUUCACCACCUACGUCAACCCACAAAGUGAGGAACGUUUGAUAUUUUUUUGAAGAGUUACCAAAGAGGAGGUUCUUGUUUCAAAAGAAAGGACAUUUAUGUAUAAAUAUAGAUUAAUACUCCUGGAAAAUCCUCUCAACGAUGUAGCAUUUUCUUUCAUUUCAAUUUACCUCAAAGAGGUAAAGUGUGGGGCAGAGUCACUACUUUUGGCUUCCAAAGCCGCUUAUCACUGGAGUGUGUUAACACAAGCAUGAGAGCAAGACUGAAGUCUAUCUUCUAUUUUUGUCACACAACUCAUUGGAUGCUUAGAAACCUACAUUCAGAAAAAAAUGGGUUGCAAGGAACUUUGUGCUCCAUCCGAUUGAUUUGUUGUGUAUAUACAGUACCGCACAGUGGUGACAAAUUGACAAGUUGUCUUUCUCCAAGUAAAACGUUUAAGUUUUUUUCAGGACACUAACGGUGUGAUAAAUGAGCCACAGUUGUUCAUGGCGGUUUUAAGUUUUACCAGGAUCCUUGUACACCCAGUCAAAGGCCUACAUUGCCUUAUAUCUUCUGCUACAUCACAUACAUAUCAACCCACAGAAACUGAUCAUCAAGGAGGAGUUAAGCACUUUAUGUGGAUAGGAAGUUGACAACAAGGCAAGAGGGGAUGUCGACAGCUCACCUCAAUGAUCUUGUAAACCAGAAGGGAAACAGGGCAUCACUUUGGAUGGACAGAGAGAGGGGAUUGUCUCUUUUUUUUAAGCUCCUGAUACAGGAGCUGUUGAAACCACAAAGACUUUUCUCCAACAGACAACCACUUCUGAUUGCACUAUUACAAUUCUUUGAACAUCUUUGAUAACAGUAAUGUUAUGCAGAACUCCUUGUAAAACGGCACAGCCUGAAAGCUGCAUUGAAGAAAUAGGAAAAAGAAAACUGUCCGAGUCGGUUAAGCUCCAAUGCAUUCAGCAAAAGACAUUUUAAAGUGUGUUUUGGAGCAAGAAGCACAGAGUGCUUGACACUUUAACUAAAAAGACUGCAAAAAAAGCCUGUAUUAAUUACAAGCCUUUCCAUUUUUUUACUUAUUAAAUACUUGAGUAGUUCAUAUAGAGCAACUGUCUGUAUAUAAUGAAACUAGUAUUUUUUUUCUCUUUUUGCCAGUGAUUGCUGACUUUUAAACAAUAUUUUUGGGCUGGCUUUAUGUUGUGCAUGUGAUAAGUGUGACUGUGCCACUGGCCUGAUAAUAUUGCUAACGAUGCUGUUUGUUCAGACAGUAUUAUGGAAAUAAAGCAUCUUUCCUGUAGAUUGAGAACCUGUUGUGCAGACUAAUGUAACAUUUAUUAUUUUCAGGGGUGGAAAAAACAAACUAUCAGGGCUCUGGGAACCAGAUUACAAAAAUGUUUGGACUGUUUUGAAGCCCAAGUUUUGCUUCUGGAGGGCAAUUUUGUCACUGGCGUAUAAACUAAAGAAUCUAAGGUUCAUUUCCAAUCCUGUCUGUGUAUUAUAUAUAAAUAUUACACACUUAUGUAUAUCUAGGUGAACCUAGUAAAGAAGCACAAUUGUCCAUUUUUAUACUGUGUGAGAUCAGAUUGAACGGUUCAGAUUCAGCGAUGGGCAUCCUGUCUGUUGGAGGAUUGCAACUAAGCUGACACUAACUUAAGUUUGAAAAAGUAUUUGAUUUGAAAUCUUAUUUUUGUAAUUUUAAAAUUAAAUAUAAAUUGCAGGUGGUAACUUGGAGAGAAAUAAACAUUUAAAGAAAGCUGUGUUGCUGCACUUGUGUUAAGAAUCAGCAGUUACGUUCUUUUCUACUUCUUCAUCCCACCCUGUCAGUUUUUGUCCUUUAUUUUUAAAAAAAACUAAAUUCAACGCCUAGUCAGUUUGUACAAUGAAGUUUGAGGUCCAGCAGAGCAGAUCACAAAUGGCAUUUAUGACCAUGCUUGUCCCCAUCCCUGGAUUCUCUGGGCAAUCUUCCAGAGUUGGUAAAUCACUUUUUCCACCCUUGAGCAUUUUUGUUUUAUCAUUUUAUUUUUGUUUUGUUACUCAGCUGCUUGAAUACUUGAAUAUUGAACUAAACCCUUCAUAACAAUCAUGUUUAAUGUCCCAGAGGCAGUGUAUUGGAAAUAUUUCCCAUGUAGCAAUGAAUUUGGCUUGUUCAUGAGGCUCAUCAAAACUGUUUUAUUUUCUCCCUCGCUUUAUUUUAUGGAAAGAUCUAAUGUGUACUUUUAUUUAUCUGUAAGCAAUUCCAUUAAUUCCGAAGACUGUUUUUAUUUAUAAAAUAUUUGUACUAUUAGGUCUUUAAUACAGUGUUUCUACCUCUCAUUUGUGUAUAACGGCAUGCAUACUCUAUGAAAUCAGGUUGCAGACGCAUUCACAUGUUAUGUAGCAGCCUUUUUAAUAUGGCCUAUAAAAAUGUACAUUAAGAAGUCAGAAAUAAAAUUGUCCUGGAAUAUUAA
Molecule: messenger RNA, 6112 nt
Organism: Carcharodon carcharias (great white shark)
Lineage: Eukaryota; Metazoa; Chordata; Chondrichthyes; Lamniformes; Lamnidae
Gene: ulk2
Product: unc-51 like autophagy activating kinase 2
Exons: 27
Coding region: 404-3529 (1041 amino acids)
Biological process (GO): autophagosome organization; peptidyl-serine phosphorylation; axon extension
Cellular component (GO): autophagosome; cytoplasm
Molecular function (GO): ATP binding; protein serine/threonine kinase activity
Source: RefSeq, a predicted model, not a curated record